Messenger RNA from Dipodomys spectabilis (banner-tailed kangaroo rat), 1604 nucleotides. RefSeq names its product free fatty acid receptor 1 (gene Ffar1). Gene Ontology annotation, cellular component: plasma membrane. Lineage: Eukaryota; Metazoa; Chordata; Mammalia; Rodentia; Heteromyidae. The transcript is spliced from 2 exons. Gene Ontology annotation, molecular function: bioactive lipid receptor activity. Gene Ontology annotation, biological process: G protein-coupled receptor signaling pathway; response to fatty acid; positive regulation of cytosolic calcium ion concentration. Bases 329 to 1231 code for a protein of 300 amino acids. The record is from RefSeq and is a predicted model, not a curated record.
UUGCCUUCCUUCCUUCCGGCUCACUGCCUAACUCAGGGGUGCUCUCCAGCUGCUUGGAAAAGGGGGCCAGUGAACCCCACAGACAUCUCAGGGCGUCAGGACUACACAGCCACCCUUAUUUCGGGGGUUUCCCGCAUGACACCCCCCCCACGGAGCCUCGAUCUUAUAAGAAGCCAUCUGACAGCCCAGAAGGAAGAGGUGGAGGAGGAGGACGGAGGGCUGGACGCCCCGCUUCUGAUCCAGCCCCCCACAGAUCAGACCUCAAGAGAUCCAGGGCAGCUUGAGAAAGGGGGUUUGGGGGACCCGAGCCCCCCCUCCCACCGUCCCCAUGGACCUGCCCCCACAGCUGUCCUUUGCCCUCUACGUGGCUGCCUUCGCGUUGGGGUUCCCGCUCAACGUGCUGGCCAUCCGGGGUGCCAUGACCCACACCCGCCGCCGCCUCACGCCUAGCCUGGUCUACGCCCUGCAUUUGGGGUGCUCCGACCUCCUGCUGGCGCUCACGCUGCCCCUGAAGGCUGUGGAGGCCCUGGCCUCGGGGACCUGGCCUCUGCCCCCCAGCCUCUGCCCUGUGUUUGCCCUGGCCCACUUUGCACCCCUCUACGCGGGCGGGGGCUUCCUGGCCGCCCUGAGCGCUGGCCGCUACCUGGGGGCUGCCUUCCCUUUCGGGUACCAGGCCCUCCGGAGGCCCCGCUAUUCUUGGGGUGUCUGCGUGUUUAUCUGGGCGCUGGUCCUCUGCCACCUGGGCCUGGUCCUGGGCCUGGAGGCCCCGGGGGGCUGGCUAGACAACAGCACCCACUCCUUGGGCAUGAGCAUCCCCAUCAAUGGCUCCCCGGUUUGCCUGGAGGCCUGGGACCCAGCCUCGGCUGGACCUGCCCGCCUCAGUUUCUCCAUCCUGCUGUACUUCGUGCCCCUGGGGGUGACGGGGCUGAGCUACGCGGGCUGCCUGCGCGCCCUGGCGCUCUCGGGGCUCAGCCACCGGCGGAAGCUGCACGCGGCCUGGGUGGCGGGGGGCGCCCUGCUCACCCUGCUGCUCUGCCUGGGCCCCUACAACGCCUCCAACGUGGCUGACUUCCUGAACCCCAACCUGGGCGGACCCUGGAGGAAGCUGGGACUCAUCACUGGGGCCUGGAGCGUGGUCCUCAACCCACUGGUGACUGGAUAUUUGGGUGCUGGCCCCAGACGGGGGACCGUGUGUGGGCCCAGAACCCAGGGAGGGCCCUCCCUGAAGUAGCUGCCCCAGCUGGGCCUACAGGUGGUCAGGAGGCAGGGGAAAGAGGGGUGCCUGCCGGUCCUUCUGAUUGUCUGCCCACAGGCUGGACUCAUAGGAAGGAGGCUUUGGAGGUGAGAUGGUGGGGGGACGGUGCCAGCCUGGUGAUUCUCUUUAGAAAUCACCCCAAGAAACCGUACCCCAAGAAAGAACCUUUGAAUCUGGAAAGAAGAGAGGAGGCAAGAAAAAUGUAGAGGCCUCUGUCAUACCAUCUUGCGACCACAAGGUGGCAGCAUGCAAACAGGAAGUUGGUGACAGUGGCUGACUGAUAAACAGCUAAUUUGUGCUUGUCUUUCUUGUGCAUGCCUGUGUGCAUGUGUGUGUGUGUGUGUGUGUG